UGAUUAAAAAGGCAAAUAUUCAAAUUCAGAACGGCUUUUGAAGAAAUGGAAGUUUUAAGCUAAACCACCUGGUAUCACAAAAAUAUUUAAAUGUAGAUUUUAAGUAUUGACAUAAUAUUAACUGUGAUGUAAUAAUAUCGAUUUCACGUCCUAACCAAAAUCAACAUAAAAGCGAUUUUUCUUGUAGUUUGCGAGAACGAUGUUAAGAAAUUCGUAAUCGCAAGGUGCUUCCGGUAAUCAGUGACCCGGUGUUAUAUUUGUAUCCCCAGUUUAUUUUUAAAGCGAGUAUCUUGUGCAUGUUUAACAUCCUCACAGUAUAUAAGAAUAAAUUAUUUUUCAAGUUCCUGAAUUAGAUCAUCAAAACUGUGUUUGGUGAAUACUCAAAGUCAAGGUUUAUUUUCUCAGGAAAUGAAACAAUGAACAAUAGAUAUAUAAGAACGAAAUUGGUGCACUUAUUUUCGUUUACAAAUAAUUUGUAAGACAUGUUAACCAAUGGCCGAAGCAAAAUUCACUCCGCAGCAAAUAGAGAGAUUUAACGAUAGAAUAAAAAAUUGCUUGGAGGAUGCACAGUGCCGUGUAGUUUUCGAGCACUACUUGCGAAUCUCUCGUAAACCCGUACUCUACAAUGCCGUCAAGUUGUGGGUGGCUGCGAAUAGUACAGAUUCGUUCGACGAGGAUCAAUUCCUUGACCUCAUCGACGAGGUGGACGGUUUCAACGAAAAUCCCUUGCUGAGUUUAUCGGAAUGCGAACACAAGCUGGCCUACGUUAAAAUGGAAACUUGCAGGAUCUUGGAUAAGAUCCACCGUCUUUUUAUAGAGUACUUAAACACGCAUCACAGGUUGUGAUAUACCUAUUUUCUGUUGAGUUUUGCAAAAUAUAAUAUUUUCACGUA
Anoplophora glabripennis (Asian longhorned beetle) is the source of this 893-nucleotide messenger RNA. RefSeq lists its product as uncharacterized. The record is from RefSeq and is a predicted model, not a curated record. The coding region runs from base 493 to 846 and encodes 117 amino acids. The transcript is spliced from 2 exons. NCBI's taxonomy places the organism in Eukaryota, Metazoa, Arthropoda, Insecta, Coleoptera, Cerambycidae.